This is a messenger RNA of Brassica napus (rape), 2284 nucleotides long. RefSeq names its product protein JINGUBANG. The transcript has a single exon. Gene Ontology annotation, molecular function: protein binding. The record is from RefSeq and is a predicted model, not a curated record. The coding region runs from base 997 to 2085 and encodes 362 amino acids. Lineage: Eukaryota; Viridiplantae; Streptophyta; Magnoliopsida; Brassicales; Brassicaceae.
ACUUAGAAAGGUGCUAUUUUGGUCAUUUUAGUUUUUGAGUGCUAUUUUUGUUAUAUAAACUUAGAAAGGUGCUAUUUUGGAGAUUUGCCCAAUAUUAAUUUCCUGCUCUUUGAAUUAGAAAUGGUAAGAAACCAUUUAUGAAUAUUUAGUGUUAAACUACUUUAGAAAUAUUUCACGAUGAUUUAGUCGACGAAAUUUUACCAUAUACAUUGAAGCUAGAAUUCAAUUUUUUCCAUUCUGUGAUUUCAAUUAUAGUUUCAUCAACCAAAUCUGACAUUCAGACUUCAUAUAUGGACCCGGUCCAGACAUUCCUAAUAGCUUGAUGAUUAGUUUUAGGUUGUAGUUUAACCAGUCACCCCUUAAGUAAACCUUAAGAAUGUAUUCUGCCUAGAGAAUCCGUAUUCCACUUACAUAAAAUUUGUGCAUCCAUCAUCCUCCAAAAAAUGGGAUGCCUUGCGAUGUGCAAUAACCCUCUAGCUUUAUCAUGCCCAUCCACAAAUAGCAGUUUUUGCUUAACAAAAUUUGCUCUUCUCUUUACUUUACUUAAUCAACCAACGAAUACUUCUCACCAGUUUAAAAAUCUCUUACAAAAAGUUAAAAAUCUGAAGAAAAAGUCGUUUCAUAUAUUAUACGUGCCAUCUUAUUAUUAGCAGUCCCCCCACUUACUUUAAAACAUUAUGACGAACAAAAUAUCAAAUACAUAAAACAAUGUUAUCAUAUGAAUUAUGCAUAUCAUGAUUCAUUCCCUAUAUGGCUAUAUUUAGCAAGAAAGGACAACAACCAUAGGUACACUUAUAGAGAUUAUUUUAGUAAUAAAGUGGACAAAACAAAACAAAAUUACAAUUUAUUACGUGUCAUACUCUGAUUGCUUAGCUACCUUAUUAUAAUGCAAACAACCCUCAACUCUUCUUUCCUCCAUCUCCCAAGUCUCAUAUUAUUAGAAAUCAUCAAGAAACUAACAAGCCUUUAGGUUUUACGACACACUCUGAUACCAAAAUGCCCCGUUCCGACCGGGCCCGGGAAUAUUCUUGGAAUAAAAGCGAAGAAAACAGCCUGGUCGGGUCGAUUGUUCAAGAAGAAGGCAACAUUUACUCGUUAGCAGCGACAAAUGAUCUUGUGUUCACAGGAUCGGACAAUAAUCACAUUAGGAAUUGGAAGAACCUAAACGAGUUUAGUGAGUUUAAAUCGAACAGCGGUUUGGUGAAAGCGAUAGUGAUAUGCCGUGAGGAUAAUAAUAAGGUGUUCACGGGUCAUCAAGACGGUAAGAUCCGGGUCUGGAAAACCUCGCACAAGAACCCGCGAGUGUACACACGCGCCGGAAGCUUACCGGCUUUGAAAGACGUGUUGAAGAAGUCAGUGAAGCCGAGUAACUACGUGGAGGUGAGAAGACGUCGUACGGCGCUGUGGAUCAAACACUCCGACGCCGUUUCAUGUUUGAGUCUUGUGGAAGAUCAAGGGCUGUUAUACUCCGCCUCAUGGGAUCGGACGGUCAAGGUUUGGCGCAUUCACGAUUUGAAAUGUUUGGAAUCUAUUAAAGCUCAUGAUGACGCCGUCAACUCCGUCGUAGCCGCUGGUUCCGGCGAGGGUCUUGUCUUCACUGGCUCGGCCGAGGGAACGGUUAAGGUUUGGAAACGGGAGGUUCGCGGGAAGCGUACUGCGCAUAGUUUGGUUCAGACUCUGCUGAAACAAGAAUCUGCUGUUACGGCUUUGGUUACUAGCCACGUGGCGGUGUAUAGUGGUUCUAGCGACGGUGCUGUGAAUUAUUGGGAGAUGGGAGAGAAGAAAGUGUUGAAGCAUUGUGGUGUUUUCAAGAAGCAUAGGCUUGCUGUGCUCUGCCUCGCGGCAGCUGGAGAAUUGGUGUUUAGUGGUGCGGCGGAUAAGAAGAUAUGCGUGUGGAGGAGAGAAGGGAGAGUUCACUCGUGUGUGUCGGUUUUGACUGGUCAUACCGGACCGGUUAAGUGUUUGGCGGUGGCUGCACCAUCGGGAGAAGAGGACGAAGACGGAAGAGAUGGGAGAUUGAUUGUCUAUAGUGGAAGUCUUGACAAGUCGGUCAAAGUUUGGAGGGUGCCAUGUCAUCAUAUGUAAGAGGACUUGGCUUGUUUCCUGCGAGAUUUGGGAUGUAUGUAAGUUUAAUAAGAACCAGAACCAAUCAAAUGUUUGAUUGAUUUUAAGGACAACCAUGUAGGAGUCUAAUAUGAUUAUAGUAAUCUAAUGUAUGAUCCAGGCAUGCAGCCAUGAUAUGUUUGAGAGAGGUUUAUAUUCAGAUUUAACUAUAAGUUAAUGA